This is a messenger RNA of Erigeron canadensis, 2370 nucleotides long. RefSeq names its product coilin-like. The transcript is spliced from 14 exons. Lineage: Eukaryota; Viridiplantae; Streptophyta; Magnoliopsida; Asterales; Asteraceae. Gene Ontology annotation, cellular component: Cajal body. The record is from RefSeq and is a predicted model, not a curated record. Gene Ontology annotation, biological process: spliceosomal snRNP assembly. Gene Ontology annotation, molecular function: U2 snRNA binding; U1 snRNA binding. Bases 75 to 2165 code for a protein of 696 amino acids.
AAAGCAGGAGCACCUUAGAUCAUCAUCGUUUAUUUGCAGCUGCAUGUAGAAUAGAAGAAAAGAAAAGUAAAAAAAUGGGGACAGAGACGUUAAGGCUGCGAGUGGUGUUCGACGAUGUGACAAUUCUCAACAAAACACAAAAAUCAGAUGGAAUGAACCGGACAUGGCUCCUCCUUAAAUCACAACAACAUCGCACCAUUUCCGAUGUCUGCAAUCAUCUUCUUCACCUUUUCAAACUUCAUCGUUCUUGCCCUAAUGGCAUCAUCCUUUCUAUGGAGGGCUUUGCAUUACCCCCUUUUGAGUCAACUGAAAUCUUACAAGAUAAGGAAAUCAUUAGUGUGAAAAAAAAGGGCGGGGCCACCAUAGAGGCCGCAGAUGGUGGUAAUUUGCUUGACGAGGGUGAAGAUGAAGGGCUGGAGCCAGGAGCUAAUGGUUUGCUACUUUUAGGAAAUGAUAAUAAGGGAACUGGGGACGAUCAUAGUGAAUUUGAGGAUAUUGAUGAAGAACCGUCUGAUGGAGAAUCACCCAAAGAAGCAGUUACUAAGAAAAGAAAAGCCACCACGAAUCUUCAGAACUUGAACAGGAAGAAGAAACUUUGUUUGGAGGUGUUCGAUAACAAGGAUGACGAAAUUGAGGAUGUUAACAAUGAUGCAUCUCCCAGUAAAGUCACCAGUAAGGAGACUAAUAAAGGUGCUGCAGUAAGUAACAAAAAAGUUAAAACUGCUGUCAGUUUGAAACGGAGUGAACAGCUUCAAGAGAAUGUUGAAGAAGGCAAUCAAGUCUCUGUCGAAGCUGCUGCUGUUAAAAAGAUGCCUAGUAGAAGCGCUAGACGGAAAAAGGCUAAAAGAGAAUGGAUGCGAGAAAUAUCUAAAAUAGCAAAGAAGAAGCCACAGUCUUAUUUAAAGCCUGAAUUAACUAAAGCUGAAAGAAAACAGGCUUCUAAAACCCCCGUGCAGAAUGGUCGGCCAAAGGGACUACUACACUGGAAACAGGCUUCUAAAACCCCCGUGCAGAAUGGGGAUGUAGACCCCGUUGUAAGCAGGCCAGGACAUAUACGUUUUGAACAUCUUGAUGAAGAUCAGCCUACAAAACAGACCAGAGUAUCAAAUGAAACUAUAAAGUGGAAUGGUAGUAGCAGCAAGAGAAGGGGUCAAAAAGCGGGUAGAGAAAAGUUUUAUAAUUCUCAAAGGAACAACCGUAAAAGAUUAAAUACAGAAUCCUUUAAAAUGCUGUUUAAAGAUACUCAAGUACCCGUAAUUGACCCCAGUGAUUUUGACAAGCUUCCCCCUUGUUGCGAACCGAAGGAAGGUGAUGUGAUUGCAUACCGUCUUCUUGAGUUGAAUUCUUCAUGGAUUCCUGAGUUUUCCUCCUACCGUGUUGGAAGAAUAUCAUAUUAUGAUGCCAGGGAUAUUGUUCUGAUUCCAGUGACAGAAUAUCCUAUUGAUUCUGAAAAGAUUAAAGAAGAUGGGCCAAAUGGCUCUCUUUAUGGAGAAGACGGUACUUUAGAGAUAAACUAUUCAGCUCUUGUCGAUGUCCGCAACUUGAAGCAGUAUGAACCAGAUGCUACGGAAGCAGCGAGUAAUGGUGGCAGUCAAACUCCCUUGAGUGUGGACAAAGAUUCUGCAGCCAACUUAUUGUCAAACAGUAAUGACAAGAUAGAAGCCUCAAAAGACUCCAACCCAGGAGAUGGAGAAGUAACCCCAUGGGAUCGCUUCAGCAAGGUAAACCACGAGGUCAACCAUUCGAGUAUGAUAGUUUCUGUGACGAACCCAUGUUUGUAUGGUGCGCCUGGCCCAAGUACAAGUACAGCUCCAGAAGCUAAUGGAGCAGGGUCAUCCGAGGAUAAAGACGGGCAAAAGGGCAACUCUUUGGACCCAUGGUUGAAUGCAAAUAAGUCGGAGCCAUCUCAAGAGAAAGCAGCUAGUUGGACAGAUAUAAAGAAGACAGGUCCUUCUGAGAACAAUUGUGAAACAGGCAGUUCCUGGGGAAGGCCAUGGUCGUCAUUUGUAGUUUCACGGGGCAGUUCUGUUAAACAGCCGAACCAAGAAAAUAGCUGGCAGUUGGGAAGUUCUCGUAGCAAUGGGAGGCCAUGGUCUCGUGGUGCUCCACGAGGCCGUGGACGUGGUCGCGGUCGCGGUCGAGGGCGAAAUGGUAAUAUGAUGUAAUUUAGUGGUUGGUUUGAAAGAAUUAUAACCGAGGCUGAGCCUGUGUUUGUUUCAAGAUAACUGGAAGCUAUGGCUAUUUUGAGGUAUGAGUCCAGCGUCCUCUGGAAUAUGCUUAUGUAAUAUAAAGUUAUGCCAUGUUAUAUUAACGAAUGCUAGGAUUUGGCUAUCAAGUUUUGUAUAAAGGUUGACUUAUCGUUAAUAACUA